Messenger RNA from Myzus persicae (green peach aphid), 873 nucleotides. Its product is annotated as zinc finger protein 746-like. Gene Ontology annotation, cellular component: nucleus. The record is from RefSeq and is a predicted model, not a curated record. Bases 1 to 369 code for a protein of 122 amino acids. Gene Ontology annotation, molecular function: sequence-specific DNA binding; DNA-binding transcription factor activity, RNA polymerase II-specific. NCBI's taxonomy places the organism in Eukaryota, Metazoa, Arthropoda, Insecta, Hemiptera, Aphididae. The transcript has 2 exons. Gene Ontology annotation, biological process: regulation of transcription by RNA polymerase II.
AUGUUUAACUGCGAUCAGUGUCCGUCGGUGUUCGUGCGUAAAUCCAGUUUAAUCGCGCAUCAAAAUAAACAUGUAGGUAUACGUUUUCCGUGCACUGUAUGCCCUUCAACAUUUUCAUCCAACUCACAUCUUAUUAGACAUUUGAAGAACAUUCAUGGUAUCGUCAACGUUCCGACUCACUUGAGACCAUUGCCAACUGCACCGAUCAUCGAUCAACCAACACGAUCGAGCGUGAUUCAAUUUACUCCAGCUCAAGUCCAGAUUGCACCGGAAAUAUCUGUUCCCGAUGCCCCGGCCGGUGGAUCGAACAUGUUAACCGAAGACGAAAUGUGUAUGGAAGCCAUGGAUGAAUUUGAGGAUACAGGUUAGUAUUCUAUAUUUUUUUUAUUUUUUUCAACGCGUGAUUUUAUUAUAUAAAUUCUAUAUUAUUUUAAACUUAUCAAGUGGUUUGUGAAGUGAUCAAUGGUAUAAUAGUUGGAGUAUUCCGGCAUUGUAUCGAUCAAUUCACUCGUCGCAUCCUAUGGUAUAAUAGUUGGAAUACUCCAACUAUUAUACCAGUUGUCAGAUCGUUUGAUAGAUUUAAUUUUUUCAACGCGUGAUUUUAUUCUAUGAUAUUUAUUUUAUCAGCUUAAUUAAUUUCUAAGUUAAAUUAAUUUUAAAAAUUAUAAGUCAAUACAUUUUAUUUUUCAGUCAUGAUUUUAAAAAGACAUAUAUUAUUUUAUAAGCUGUAUAGAUUUUAUUUCUCACUCGCAGGUUGAUUAGAUUUAUUUAUUAGAUAUUGAUAUUAGGUAUUUUUUAUUUUUAAAGAUUCUUACACCGUUGCCGUUAACGGGAAACGUGUUUCGACUGCUAACACCACCUCAGCUGCUAGGG